GAAUAAGCAAAUAAGAGAAAAUAAAAAAUAAGAUGGCAACAGCUUGUCUGAAGAUGGCAUUACUAUUUCUCAUUGGAUCUCAAUGCAUUUUAUUCUCGACGGCAUGUGAAAAUAAAGAGGAUUGUUGGGAUACUAGAUGUGACAAAGAACAUCAUGCUAUUUGUUCUAUGACCAGAAAAUGUCUAUGCGUACCGAAUGCACUAGUAGAUCAAGUUACUUGUCGUUACGAUGGUGAUUGUGAAUGUAAAGAUGGAAAGCAUCCAAGUUGUUCUAACCAUCUAUGUACAUGCAUACCAUAUCAAGUAGAUCAAGUCUCUUGUCACAAAGAUAAUGAUUGUAAACGUCUUUGCCCUCCAAAUUGUGGAAUUACGAACUGUAUUGGUGGGAGAUGUAUUUGUAGCUGUUAAACCAUUCUAUUGAAUACAUAAUCUAAUAAAUGAAAUAAA
Messenger RNA from Mercurialis annua (annual mercury), 446 nucleotides. RefSeq lists its product as uncharacterized. The transcript is spliced from 2 exons. The record is from RefSeq and is a predicted model, not a curated record. NCBI's taxonomy places the organism in Eukaryota, Viridiplantae, Streptophyta, Magnoliopsida, Malpighiales, Euphorbiaceae. Bases 33 to 407 code for a protein of 124 amino acids.